AACCCUAACCCAUCAUUUCUCUGAGGAAAAAAAAAAAAACUCUUUCAACAUAUCCCCACCACCUCGCCAGAUCUUCCCUUUUCCGUUUCGUUCCUUCCCCUCUCUUAGUAACAGUCGUUCUCGGCCGGGUCACAAAAGAACUAUUGAUUAUACAUCAAAUAAUUAAUUAGUAAUCUUUUGGUUGUUUGUUUGCGGCUUUUUAGCGGGUGUUACGUUAUAGAGAAGAGUUGGUUCAUAUCGACCAUGGGGUUCCUACACAAACUUUGGGACGAAACGCUUGCCGGGCCUAUGCCGGAAACCGGCCUCGGAAAACUACGAAAGUAUGAUUCGUUUACAGCCACAAGAUCAUCGCCUGCUCCUCAUGUUGUUGAUGCUAAGAUGAUAACUAGGAGCAUUACGAUUCUUAAGAGUAACUCUGAUUUUAGAAACCAAUCCGUGGAGCCGGGUUCGACUCCAGGUUCUCCUUCUGGGUCUAGCACUCCUGGGACACCUUUGUCACCGGGGACACCGCGUGGGGAUUUCAGGAGAUGCACGAGAAGAAAAUCGUCAGCUGAAGCACUUGAAUCCGCUGAGUCUAGAAGUCCGACUGUUUACGAUUGGAUUGUGAUAAGUGCUUUGGAUCGUUGAGAGAGGAAAUUGACGAUUUUUCUUUUGAAGAAUCAGUAUACUGAAGAAGCUUUUGUACAUAUAGAGCAACUUUGGUGGAAAUUUCAUUAUAUAUCUUAUGCACAUAUAUAUAUAUAUAUAUAUAUUGCUAAUAAGUUGGUUACAACAUUAAGAUAGAUUGGGUGAUUGAAUGAAGGAUCGCAACCGAUCGAGAAAGCAUCACUGUUUCUUGGAGUUUCCUAGAGAGGAAAGACAGACGUAGGAGAGCUGUUUUGUGCAUAAAUCUUUCUUGUUCUAGCUUAGAGAAUUUUUUCUCCCUUUCAAGUUUUUGUAAAUAUGAUUUUCUGUUUUUUUUUUUUUUUUUUUGGUCUUGGCUUUGUUAUGUACAUAUAGAUCUGUGUACAUCUGAAUCCUCUUCUAAUGAAACUUCUUAAUUUGCAGCCUGAAAAACUUUACUUUACAUUAUUGGCUUUUGCUGCCUACUUUCCUAAGUUUGUUUUCAUUUUGAGCAUUUUAACUCAUCAUUAACUGCAUACUUUUCCUUUUAUGUCUAGUCUCUUUCCCACUCUGCUAUUGCCUGAAUUGGGAAAGUGGGGACAGGAAAAAACUGAACCAGUCACUGCCACCAGUCCUCCUCCUCUCCACUAGC
Durio zibethinus is the source of this 1255-nucleotide messenger RNA. Its product is annotated as dormancy-associated protein homolog 4-like. NCBI's taxonomy places the organism in Eukaryota, Viridiplantae, Streptophyta, Magnoliopsida, Malvales, Malvaceae. The record is from RefSeq and is a predicted model, not a curated record.